CAUCUCUCCCCCUUGGCCCCCUCCGUCCGCCACUGCCCACUUAGCCAGCCCGUCGGAUGGCCGAGACGGUGUCCGCCUCGCCAGUCUCCGACGCGCGCCAGGCGCCGGCCACCCUCUCGCCGGGCACUUCCGCCAUGGGGGCACCCCCCCUGCCGCCGGCGGUGGAUGAGACCCUGGCCUUCAGCUUCAUCUCGGCCGAUGACUGCUCGCGGUCGCGGUCGCUGCGCAUCGGUGUCAACCACUUGUCGGUGGGCCGCUGGUCACUGGCCAACCUUGCCUUCCACUAUGCGUGCGGCGUGUCGCGCGGGGCCGCCCCGCCUGGCGCCCUGUCCGACCGCAGCAAGGCCCCCGGUGCCGAGGACGAUCCGGCCCCCGGGCCCGGUGCCGAGGCCGACACCGAGGAUGCCCCGGACGCCGGGGCCCCGGUGCUCAGCCCGGCCGAGUGCCGGCAGCGGGUGCUUGACCUCCUCCGGCGCUUGGCCGAUGAGGGCCCGCCCGGGCACUGGCCGGUGUCCCUGGCCCCGCUGCCACUGCUGCUGCAGCUUCGCUGGCAGUGCCUGACCGAGUGGCGCAUGCUGAGCGGCUUCUUCGCUUCGACCCCGGGGCCGGAGGCCGCCGACCAGCCGAUCGACGCCCGGCGCUUCACCUCCCACCUGCCGGCCCUGACGGCCGGCGACCGGCUGCUGGAGUUCCAGCUGCUGAUCAGCCACCUGAUGUGCCACCAGGGGGCCAUCCUGGCGCAGCGGGCCCCGGCCGAUGACUCGGCGGCCAGCUUCACCCCGGUGCCGCCGGACGCCAUGGGGGCGGCCGCGGCCGCCUCGGCAGCCGCCACCCCCGGCCACGCCCCGCCGCGCGCCCCCUUCUGGCCCAACUCCGCCUCCACGGAUAUCUCCCUCUCGCCGGAUGGGCAGUUUGGCAGUGCCACCCUCUCGGACACGAGCUCCUUCUCGCGGGUGUCCUCGCCGACGGUCUUCUCCCUGUCGUCGGGCCAGCGCGAGUGUCUCGAUGACUUGAGCGCCUUCUUCGGGCGGAUUUCCGCCCUGUGGCUGGAUCGCAGCCGGCUGGCCGGGGUCCCCGGGCUGCAUGAGCACCUGCAAGCCUCACUCGGGGCCCUACUGCCGGGGCUGACCGGGGCCGCCGGGCAGCCCGGCUCGGUGGUCUUCCCGGCCGAGCCGCAAUUGACCAAGGCCAGCCUCCAUUGGCUGGCGGACCUGAUGGUCCGGGACCCGCUCAGCACGUGCAUGGUUCUGGAGCGCCUUCACCUGCCGGCCAUCCCGGUGCUGUGGCUGAGCCACCUGCCGGCGGCGCUGCUGGGCAAUGGCCCGGCGGCCGGGGCCACGGCGACGGCGGCCGGCCCGGCAGCCGGCCCUGGCGUCGCGCCCGGCCGCGGAGGGGCCGGCGUCGCGCCGGCCCUGACGGCAGGCUCGCUGGUGGCCGCGGCGCCGGCCGCCCUGCAGCCCGCCCUGCGGGACCUGCAUGGCUGGCUGCAAUCGCGUGUCCUGCUGGCCCGGACGCUGAUCCUCCUGCAGCGGGUGGCCCGCGAGGCGGUGCUCGACUCCCUGGGCAACCUGCAGGCGGCCCUCGGGGCCGGGGGCCCGGCGGCCGCCGGCGCGGCCGGGGCUCUGGCCACCGAUGCGCCGAGCCCCGCGUCCGUGGCAUCGCACAUCCGCACGCUCCUGCGGCUGGUGGGCCUGCUCCGCAUGCCGGAGGCCUCGGUGUCCGAGCUGCUGGCCCGGGCCGCGGCCCUGGGCGCCCCCGGCGGCCUGGGCUAUGGUGCCAGUGCCGGCACCGGGCGCACCCUGCCGGCCGCCGGCUCGGCCGCCCUCCCCAUGGCCCCGGACCACGAAGUCACCCUGCUUAAGGACCUGCUGCACACCCUGGCCCGGCUGGUGGUGCAGCUGACCGAGCCGGGCGGCCCGGCGGCCACCUGGGCCGCCGACCUCCGGACCUCGGUCUAUGAGGCCCUUGUCCGGGCCCCGGCCCCGGUGGGCCUCUUUGUCAGUGCCCCGCUCCCUCGGCACAUGGAGCUCUAUCCGCCGGUGGGCGCCGCAUCCACCACCCUGCUGAAUAUGUUCUCCCAGGUGGAGCUCCAGGUGUUUCGCGACAAGUCGGCCCAGCUGCUUGGGCGCUUCCACCAAACGCCCCACACGCGCCCGGGCGAUGAGGCCCCCCCGCUUGCGGCCUAUCUCGGGCACCUGUCGCUGGUUCUGCUGGCCGGCCGGGUGCACACCAACCAAACCGUCAUGACGGAGCAUCUGCUGGAGCGCCUGGUUCGACUGGCCGGGGACGCGGUGCGAGCCGGGGACCCGGCCGCCGUCGGGCGCCUGGUCCGGGAGCUCCCGUAUGUCGGCGGCGCGGGGGCCGAGGCUGGCUCUCCGUUGGCCGAGCGCCGCUGGCGCAAGACCCUGGCGCAGUUCCUGCUGCUGGCCAUCUGGCCCCUGACCACGCCCGGCUUGGCAGAUGCCUCCGGGGUGGCCCUGCCCCUGGAGGCGAUCACCGGCCCCGGCCCGGGGGAUGGGUCCUCCUCGUCCGGGUCCCUGCACUCGCCCCUGUCCUCGGCCUCGUCUUCGGGCGAUGUCCAUUCCCCCCUGCCCGGGGCCGGGAGUGGGGCCGAGGAGGUCCACCUCGGCUCGCAGCUCCUGACCGCAUUGUCCUUUGCCUUCGAUCCGCUGGACGCUCCGGCCCCGGUCCCGGCCCCGGCCCCGGGUCUGAGCGGCCGCCGGCCGCGCUCCUCGGGGUCCACCCGGGCCGGCUCGCCGCCGGCCAGCUCCGGGUCCAGCCCUCCGGCCGGGCGCCUGGCGCGUUCCAACACCCAGGACAGCUUCGAGAGCAGCAUGCUGCAGGGCCUGGCCACCGGGGCCGCCGGUGGCCCGGCUCUCUCGCCGCCGCUGGCCUCGCCGCUCAUGCUCAGCGAGGACUCCUCGCCGGUGGACGACUUCCCGCAGCCGGCGCCGGUUUGGACCUUGGCCGGUGCCGGUGCGCGGGCUGGCGCCCGGCCCCGCCCUGCCAUGCCCUCGGCCGACAUGGUGUACACGCCGCCGGCCGGGGCCUGGAUGGCGGCGGCCUGCCAGUCACUGCUGGGCGGUGAGACUCCGGGCGACGAUCUGGAUGCCGCCUGCCGGGUGCUGGCUUGGCGCCAGGCCGCUGCCGAGUGGCUUCUCGGCAGCGCAAAUGCCAGUGUGGACGCUGCGCGUGCGGUGCGCUCCGGCGCGAGUCUCGUCUCGGCCUUGGCAUACCUGUCGCCAGUCCCCCUGUCGCGGGUGGUGGACUCGCCUCUGGCCGGCGGGUCCGGUGCCGCGCAGUCGCUGCUCCCGGCAUUGAGCCAGCUUCUGGAGAAUCGGCCGCACCCGGUCGGGGCGGAGCUGCUCCUACCGCAGGAUGAGCUGGAUCGCCAUGCUCUCAUGGAGCGGCGGGGCUUCCAUGCCCUGGCGGCGGCCUCCAACGCCGCGGCUCUCGUGUCGCACCUCCCCCCGUCGGAGCUGGCUGAGAGUCAGGCCUCGCGAGUGGUCUCGACUCGGUCCUCGAGGUCGUCCUCGCUGUCGUCCUCGCGGUCGUCCUCCUUCUCCCUCGGCCCGUCGGGGCUGGGCGGGCCGGGCUUCGCGGUGAAUGCCCCGGGGGCACUCCAUCCCCCGGGGCUUCCGGCCCCGGCGGUGGCGGCCACCCCGGCGCCGCUGCCCGAGCUCCCGGCCGAGGAGGUGGCCGCCCGGCAGGCGGCCCUUCGGGAGCACCUUGCCCGGGCGGUCUGCUCUUCGGGCCGGUGCGUCAAGCCCGGCCCCUGCGACCCGGCUGCCUGCCCGACGGAUCACCUGGCGGUCGAUGCCCUGGAGUUGGUGUUUAGCUGUCUGCUCCUCCGGCGGCUGGACAUCGGCCCGCUGCGUGGCGGUGGGCUCGGGUCCUCCUCGAUGGACGAUCUGUUCGAUGACCCGCUGGGCCAGGGGCCGCAGUCCCAGGCACAGCGCCAGCAAUUUGUCAGCCCGCCAUCCGGGGCCAUCGCCAUCAUGGCGGUGCUGGGGGAGUUGCUGGGCCAGCCGGCCAGUGACCCGGGUCGGUCCGGGGCUCCCCCGCCGGCGGCCACCAGCCCCGGCAUCCUGCAUGACGAGACGGAGGCCGGGCGCCUGAGUCGACUGGCUGGCCUUUGCCGGGAGCUGUCCUGGCGGCUGACCGCCGUGCAGCAGAUCGUGGCCGGCGGCGAGGACGCCGACACCGGUGGCGAGGCCCUGGCCGCGGCGGCCGCCGAGUCGGGCGGCUUGCUGCCGGUCCUGGCGGCCUCGCCGCGGAACCUCAUCUCGGCCUCCCUGCGCGCUGGGCACCUGGACUUGGCCCUGUGGAUCCUGUCGGCGACGUCGUCGGGCGGCCCGGGCGGCUCGGCCGGCGCGGUGCCGGGCUCGCCGCGAUCCAGCCUCGUGGAGCUGGAGGCUCACUCGACCGUCGGCCAGGCUGCCCUGUCCCACCGGCUGACGGCGUCCGGUGCCGGCGGCGUGGCGGCCCAUGCCUCGGAGGCGGCGCUGACGCUGCUGGAGCAGGCACGCGUCCACACCGAGGCGGCUCUGACGGCCACCGAUCGCGACGCCUCGAGGGCCCUGCUGCUGGAGGCGCGGCGGCUGCUGACCCAAUUGAAGUGCCAGUUCCUGCUGAGCGAGCAGUAUGGCUCCGAGGUGGAGGUCGCCCGCGAGGGGAGCGACUUCUUUGAGGGCAUCACGCCGGCCGCCCUGGAGGCCGCGGCGGCCGAAUACUGCCCCCGGGCGUCCGGGGAUCUGGUUCGGUGCGCCGGGGAUCUGCCCCUGGCCCAGGACUUGGAUCUGCUGGUGGAGCAGUGUCUCCUCUUCCUGGAGUCCGGCCUGCCGGGGCUGGAUGCCGAGGAGGCCGACGGCCUGGCCGGGCCCGGGGCAAUCGCCGGGCAGGCGGCCCCCUUGGCGCCGCUGCUGUCGCGCUGUCUGGACAUCUUCCCGCUGCAUGCCCUGAGCCCGGCCCUGCGCCAGGAGCAGUGGCGCGUGCUGGCCGGCAUGCGUCGGGCCCUGCUGGCCGCCUCGGAGCUGAGCCAGACGUCAUCCGCGCUGCCGGAGGCCAGGUCGGCCGCCGGCGCCGGUGCCGCCACCGACGAUGACGACGGCGACGACGACGACGACGCCGCCGGCCACCAGGCCCAUGGCGACUCGUCCUCCGGGCCGGGUGCCACCACCGGGCCAAGCAUCGACCUGCCCGGGCUCAACCGCCUGGCGGCGGCCCUGCUCAGCUACCCGGCCCGGGUGGGCUUCGGCGAUGGCCCCCUCGGGGCCGGGCGCAACUCGGCGGCCACAUACUCGCGGCACAUCUCCGCCGUGGCGAAGCUCCUGUCCUCGGAGCUCCGCCGGGCCGAGGAGGACCCUGGCAGCCAGGCCCGGCGCCUGGAUUUGCUGACCAUCCGCAAUGUGCUGUCCGCCGGCCCGCGCUCCACCGCGCUCACCCUGCUUCUGAAGGGCGAGAGCACCGCGUCGCAAAGUCUCGCCGACUCCCUCAGCCUGGACCUGGUGCAGGUGGUGUCCAUGGCCCUGGAGUCCCGGUACCCCGGCGACCCGGCGAAGCAUGCUCGCGGCGGGCCCGAGCUGAACGGCACUUGCGCCGGGACGCCCGCCAUGGCUUCGGUCCCCACCUCGGGGCCGGUCAACCUGUCGCUGGUGACUCCGGCCCCGGGGGAGACCCUCGUCCCGGGGCCCCUGGCGCUGGAGCUGCGCUCGACCGACACCAUCGGUGGCGUCCUGUGGCUCCUGCUGCGCACCCUCGGGUCGCUGGGCCUGGCGGAGGAGGUGGCGUCCAUGCGCUCCGGCCCCGGCUCGUCCGCGUCGCUGGCCGGUGCCGGCCCUGGGGCCGUGCCGUUGAAGGACGCGCUGUUGCUGCCGGCCGAGCGCAUCGCCCAGCUCGCUGGUGACCAUGCGCGCGGCUCCGGCAUCGCCAUGCUGUUCCCCGAGAUCCUCGCCAUCCUGACGCACGCCGGCCAGGUGGUCUUCCGGGCGGAUGUGGAUCUGGUCCACCUGCUGGGCGGCACUGCCCCCUCGAUGUCCACUUUUUCGGAGGCCAUUGCCCGGUGCGCCAGCCUGGCAACCGACUUCCUGGCCGGGCGGCUGGCCGUUCUGGUGGACCUGCACAACCUGAUGAUGCUGCAUGCGCAUCUGGUGGCCGGCCCACAUCAGUGCCCCACCCUGAGCGACCUCGAGUCCUACAAAGCGCGGAUCCUGUACAGCGUGGGGGACUUCCACUCGCCGGAGUUGCCCUUUUCCUCGGUGUCGACGCGCAUCAGCGCCCAUGCCGUGCAGGUGGCCCUGCUUAACCUGGCCAUUGUGCUGGAUCACCGCGCGGCCCUCGGCGCGGCCGCCGACCGACUGCCCUUCUUCCUGACCGUCCCCCUGGGGCUGUGCACGCUGACCGAGGGCACCGCCCCGCUGGGGGUCUGGUCCACCGCCGGGGCUGAGACCUUCGCCGCGGUGGACAUCGAGUCGGUCCGGGCGCUGGUGCGCUAUGUGCACGCGCACGCGCAUGUCAGCUUCGAGACCAAGACCGUCUUCAUUCCGGAGCUGCUGCUGCAGGCCCUGUCCGAGGCGGUGCAGCUGUUUGACGCGUCGCGCACGCUCCUCGGGCCGGCGGCCAGCGGCGAUGAGCAUGGGCCAGACGGGCCGCCUGGGCCCAUGGCCGGGUACUUCCAGCCGGCCGACCCUCUGGGCCUGGCGGCGCAGCUGGUCUUCCGGGUCCUGUGCCACCCGCACCAGGGCCCGAUGGACUUGCUGCCGGGGUUGCUUGCGGCCACCGGGGCCCCGGGGGCCGGGCUGCUGGCCGCUCCGGCGGAUGUGCUCCUGGCCCCGGAGCCCGGCCGGCCGGUGGCGCUGCUGCCGGCCGGCGGGCGUCUCGGGCGCGAUGUCAGCCUGCGCCUGUCGCGCCUCCCGGCGGCCGGGCUCCUGCGCCUGCAGGAUGCCUCGCUGCCUGGGGAUUUCAUCUGGGUGUCGGACUUCCCGACCCUGCCGUCCGAGCGCGUGCGCCUGCUGGUCCCCGCGUCGCGGAGCAUGCUCCUCUCACGGGACGCCCCGCUGCCGGAUGCCCGUGCCAAGUCCACCGAGCUGGCCUCGCGGUCGGUUGACUCGCCGGAGGCCGGCGGCCUGGCCAUUUCCCUGACCGGCGAGGUGGCCAGCUUCUUGCUGUUCCGCGCGCCGCGGGCCUUGACCAUCUGGCUGAUCUUGCGCAUUGCCCUGACCCUGGCCGAGCAGGUGGCGCGGGCCGAGGCCACCCCCGGGGAGGAUGCCCCUGCCACGGCCGCCGCCGCCGCCGCCGCCGCCGCCGCCGCCGCCACCACCACCACCACCACCUUCGACCGGGCUCUCUCCUCGUUGUCGAUGUCCCUGCGGCCACGGACCAGCGGGCGCGGUGAUGCCGACCCGGCGGAGGCGGCCGCCCGGGCCGAAGACCUGGCCGUCUGCCGGGAUCUGGCCCCCCUGCGGCGCCACGUCCGCAUGGAGCUCAUCUACCCGCAGCUGUCGCUCAAGGACCCGGGGCAGAUCGGCCUGGCUGCGCUGGCCACGGCCCAGCGCGAGCGCUCGACCCCGGCCGAGACCAAGGCCGCCGGGGCCCCGGCCGACGUGGGUCCGGCCGGGUCGCUCAAUGCCCUGCUGGAGCAGUCCGGCGUGGGCCGGCUGCUCCCGCGCGAGUCGGCCCUCGACGCGGCCAUCGCACUGUCGCUGCAGCCGGCCCCGGGCGCGGGCAACCCCGGCCCCGACGGGUCCGGCCCUGUGCCCGGGGAUGGCCUCGGGUCGGUCCUCGGAGCGGCGGCCCGACGCCAGGGCCUGGCAAUGGCCGGUGCCUCGGCCGGGCAGAUCUCCUGGCGCGAGGGCCGUGAUCACUGGCAAAAUGACGCCGACGCGCCAAAUUGCCAGGGCUGCAAGCAGGCCUUCAACAUGCUCCGCCGGCGGCACCACUGCCGCGCGUGUGGCUUCCUCUUCUGCGACCAGUGCUCCAACCAGAGGUGCAUCAUCCCCGGCAUGCCGGGCAACAUGCCGCCGCAGCGCGUCUGCAAUGCCUGCUUUGCCCUGGUGCAGCAGGCCAACGCCGCGGCGUCCGGGUCGCGGGCCGCCGAGCCGGCCUCUCCCGCUCCGGGCGGCAUGACCGGCGCCGGGGCCGGGGUGGCCUCGCCCUUCCGCAUGGUGGAUGCGGUGCGCACCCGGGCGUCGACCAUUCUCGGGUCGCCGGCCGGGCCGUCGGGCGGCGCCUUCGCCGGGGGCGCCGGCGGCUCGGGCGCCACCCCCGGCGCGCCGGGAGGCGGGCCCGCGAGCGCGGCCGGUGCCACCACCCCGCGUCGGCUCAAAACCGGGUCCAUCCUGGGGAUCCCGACCGGGCGGGGGGCUCCGCCGAGCGCCGGGCCUCCGUCGGGCAUGGGCCCGGCGGCCGGCACCAGCGCCGGUGCCCCGGCCGGCGGGCGCCUGCCCACCCUGGACCGGGCCGAAUGGGGCGACAUCCCGUCGGAUGUCAGUGACGAUGACACCAUCCACUCGGACAUCAUCACCGAGCGGGCGGCCUGGCGGACGACCCUGCUCCAGGGCGGCCCGGCGGCCAUGUUCGACCGGGCUCUCGGCCAGGCGGGCUCGCUGGCCCCCGGCGAGGAGUCGGAUGCCGAUGGCCCGGACCGCCAUGCGGAUGGCGACGGGCCGGACGCCGCUGCUGCCGAGGAGUCGGACGCCGCCGGGUCGGCGACGGCCACGGGCCCGGCAGGCUCCGCCCUGUCGUCGGGCCCCGAGCGGCCCAGUCCGGCCGAGCGCCAGGCCCAGUCCGAUGCCCGGCAGCUGCUGGUCCGCGACCAGGCGCUGUCCAUGCUGGCAUCCGGGGCCCUGCUGGUCCCGCCAACCGGCGGCCCCUCGGCCGGCGCAUCGGACUCCGGGGACCUGGGCCCGGCGGACUCCGGGGACCUGGGCACCCCGGCCAUGGCGGCCGUCGCCAGUGCCGGGCAUGAUGGCAACCAGGCAACCCUGGUGUCGGCGGCCUACACGCCCGGCCAGCUGGCCCGGCUUGCGGCCCCGGAGCGGGCCAUGCUCCGGGCCCUGACGCGAGGCCUCCCCCUGGGCCGGUGGCCCGAGGUCGCGGACGAUGUCCUGGUCCGCGCCCUGGAAGCGGCGCCCCGGUCGCCGAAUGCCCCGCUGCUGAUCGCCCGCAUGGCGGAUCUGCGUCGCUCCGCCCAGCUGGCCUUGGACUACUUGCAGCUGUGGCAGACCCCGGCCGACGCGCUGAAUGUCCUGGGGCCCAUUCGCUCGGCCCUGCCCGGGUACAUGGCGUCGACGCCGGCUCCGAUCGCCGGGCCCGGCGACGAGGCCAAGCCCGACGAGGAGCUCCUGCGCGAGGUCGACGUGGCCUGGGCCCGGAUCCGCGUAUAUGGGGCUAUCAUGGCGCUCGACUCCUCGAUCAGCCGCUGGCAGGAUCUCCACCUGCGUGCUCGAUCCGAUCCCCGGGGCACGGUGCUGGAUCUGCUGCACCGGUUCGGGCCGGCCGCCUUCGCAAACGCCAACCCCCGCCCAGCCCACUCGAGCCGGGGCUCGACGCAUGGUGCUGGCCAUCGGCCUGGCAUGGGGGACUUUGUCCAGUCCCUGCCCGGGCCCGGGGCCUCCAGGCGCGCGGCCGGCACCGGCGACGAGUCGGCCAAUGCGUCGCCCCUUUUGCGGGAUCACUACUGGCUGGAGCCGGAGUCCAGCUUCACGGUGUUCGGGCUGUGCUCGCGAUUGGUGGUGGCCGCGCACCCGCCGGCCGGGGCCCUGCACGGGCGCAUCUUCCAGGGCACCGACCCCGCGGCGGCCGGGAUGCUGAUGCACAUGAGCCUGGCCGGGGUUGGCGGCCCGGGGGCCGGGGCCGGCCCGGGCAGCAUCGAGCGCAUGCGCUCCGACCUGUUUGCUGAUGAUGUGGGCUCCGGGCUUGGGCCCUCGGCCUCGGGGUCAUCGUCCGGCUCCGGGCCAUCGUCCUCCUCCUCGAUGAUGGCCGGGUCGGGCUUCGAUGGCGACCCCUCCUCCGGGGAUCUGGCCACCUCGACCGGGGUGCUGGACCACUCGGAGUCGGAUCCCAUUCUGCAGGAGAUCGAGCGCUGUGAGCAGAGCAUGGCCGACCUGCCAGCCGGCGCGGUGUCCGGCGACGUGCACUACGAGUAUGCAUGGCUGCUGCGGCUCAUCGCCACUCACCAUGUCCGGUGGCGACUCACACGCAGCCGGUCGUCGUACGCCGCCGGGCCGGACCUCGGCCUGGUGGGCGACACCAUCGGCGCGGCGGAGGUCCUGUCGUCGGUGGGCGCGCGCGCGGCGCUGGUCAUCUGCUCGCAUCUUUACCGCACGUCCGCCACCCUGGUGGGCCGUUCCGGCAUGGCAUUGGUCCCGACCGUGGCACGGCUCUUCCUGGCCGAGUACAUGCUCAACCAUCUGGGCCGGGCCCUGCCGCUGGACUCGUACAAGCGCCUGUAUGAUGAUGAUCGCGGCCGACGCAUGGUGGCAUCGCUGCGCGUGGCGGCCGCGGCCGCGGCCGCGGCUACCGCCACCACCCGCGGCUCGAUGGCCGACGCGGCCACCCCAGCGGCCGACCCCUCCGAGGCUGGCGCUUCUGCCACGCCCGGCAACCCGGUGGCCGAUGCCACCGGCAGCUCGGCUACCAGCAGCCCGGCCCUGUCAGCGUCCUCCUCGGUCGGCCUCGGCCCCGGGGCCAGUGCCACCUCCGGGGAGGCCCUCGCCGGUGGUGAUGUCCCGGCUGGCGGCGGCCCUCCGUCGGCCGGGCCGGCCACGCAGCCCGGCUCGCCGACCGGGGCCGGCCCCACGACCGGGCCUCUGGCCGUGACUCCGGGCCCCCGGGCCUCCCCGAGCGGCGGGCGCUACUCCACCGACCUGGCUACCCGUUGCGCGCAUCUGAUCCACCACCCGGACCUGAUCCUGGAGACGCUGCUGAUGGCGCGCGACAUUGCCAGCGCCCAGCGCCUGCUGCUUGCCUUCCCGGAGUCCUUCUUCGGCCUGGACGAGGAUGCCAGCUAUGCGGUCAGCAUGCCGGCCAGCACCGGGCUGUCGAACUCCCCGUCGCUGGCCUCGCUGUCGAGCCUGUCCAGCGGCGGCAGCGGGGGAGCCCGGUCCGGCAUGGGCCCGGCCGGCGGGCCGCUGGGCGGGCACCAUGCCCCGGCCGGCGGGCAGCACGCGCUGUACGGCCCGCGCUCCGGCGACCAGGACCCCGUGGGUGCCUCGCAGGCGCGCAGCCUUGGCCCCAAGGCCUCGCAGCUGGUGAUCGCGUAUGCGGCCAAAUCCGUGGGCAUCCACAACUCGGCGGCCCUGCUGGACUCCGGGCCCCCGGCCGUCGGGCUGGCGGCCACGCCGUACUUCCGUGGCGACGACCCGGAGUGGGACCUGUCCAUCCGCGAGCGGUAUGUGUACAUGGCCCUGGAGCAGGCCACCGAGGCCGGGGCCGGGGCCGGGGCCGCCGCCGGGGCCGGGGCCGGGGCCGCCGGGGCCGCCGCCGCAGGCGACCCGGCCACCGGGCGCCCUGCCCCGCCGGAUGUCCACCUGGCCAAGCGCAUCCUCUCGCUCUUUGACAACCCCCUGAAGGCGGCCUCCCUGUGUGUGGUGUUCGCGCGAAAGCUGGCGGUUCGGCUGUCGGCGGUGGCCGGGCCGGGGCCUGGGCCCGGGGCCCUGGCCGCCGCCCUGCUGGACACCCUCUCGCCGGACACCAUCAUCCUGACCAUGCGGCAGCUGCUCUUCCAGGCGAAGAUCUACCUCUCGCAGCCGCUGAGCAUGAGCGUCGAUUCGCCGGAGCAGACCCCCACCGGCGGGGUGUCCCCUCGGCCGGGGGCCGGCGCGCCGACGUCCUCACUCUCGGCCGGCCUGGCCGGCCUGGCCGGGGGCCAUGUGGGCGCCCCUCGCGCCGCCCCGCAGCCGGCCCCCUCCGAGGAGGAUGUCCGGUCGCUGCAGGCCGCAAUGCGCCAGGCGUACCAGCUUUCCAGCCAGUGCGAUGUCAUGCUCACCCAGCUGGAGAUGAUCCGCACGCUGAAUGGGGCCUUCCUGGCCGGUGCCGGCGGCCUCAGUGGGCCCGGCGACAGCGGCCGGCCGGUGCACCCUGGCGAUGAGGAUGAGCUGCAUCUCCGGGAGCCGGGCGACGGCCCGGACCCGGUGGGCUGGGUCCGCCUCGAGGACUUGACCGACGCCAGCCGUCUCCGGUCCCUUCGCGAGAAGCUCCUCCAGGCUGGGCGCUUCCGCCAUGCGCUGCUCCUCACGUCCAAGGUGCAGACGCUGCUCAGCGGCACGCCGGCCGGCGGGCUGGCCCAGCCGGGCAACCCCCGUGCCUCGCUGCUGAACAGUCUCGGCACCGAGACCAUCUGGAUGGAAUGGGGCGAACGGGAUGCCCGGGCCGGGCGCGUGUCGCUGGCUCGGUCGCGCUUCCGUCGCGUUCUUGAACCCGACGACCAGCGUAGCACCCCGAGCCCGGCGGCCACGGACCGCGUCGCGCGUGCCCUCGAGGCGGCCCCCUGCCUCGGUGCCGCGCUCGGCCCGGCUGCCCCGGCCGCGCCCGGCCCGGCGCAAGGGGCCGAUAUCACCUGCCCGGAAACCAUGGCCCAGAGCCUGGCUCUGCAGGCGCAGCUGGAGCAAAUCCGCAAGGUCCAGGCGCACCUUCAGGCCGCCCUGCAGCCGGCCACUGUCGGCCCCUCGACCGCCUCCGCCACCAGCGCCGUGGUCGCAGCCCUCAAGGACUCGAGCGAGCUCGUGCAGCUGACGCAGAAUGCCGCGUCACGCUACGCCCCCGCCGAGGAGCGCCGGGUGUCCCGGUCCUCGAAUCUUGACCGCGAGCGCUUCGACAUGGUGGCCUCGGUGUAUCGGGUUCGUGCGGCGGCCGGGCCCGGUGGCGGCCCCGGCGGCGGCAGCGGCCCCGGCAGCGGCCCCGGCCAUGCCCAUCACAUUGGCCCGGGAGCUGGCAGCCUGCCUGGCAGCCUGUCCAUCCGGACGUCCGGGCUCGGGCCCAGUGGCGAUGGGCCCGGGUCGGCCAAGCUCGGGGCCUCGGCCGGCUCGGGACCCGCCGCCGGUGGCCCGGCCACCGCGUCCAGCCUCACGGCGCUGGUGGCUCUGGCCGCCCGGCACAGCGUCUGGUCCAAGGCCAUCGUGCACCUGGGCGAGCUGGCGCACCACCACGCCGGGCCCGGGGCCGUGACCGGGACCGGCGCCAGCACCCCGGUCGGCGCCCUGCCGGUGGACCUCGCCGGGGCCCCGCCCUCGGCCCAUCAGUAUCUCCGCCAGCCGGAAGCCGCCGAGUCGGUGCGCGGGCUCUUCGUGGAUGUGGUCCUGCGUGCCUGCUUCCAGCGCGAUGGCUCGGCCCAGAAUCUGGUGGCCCUGAUUGACUACCACUCGCUGGAUGCCGACCACGAGGUCUUCCUGCGGAAUCUCCUCCGCGCGGCCGGCGUGGCCCUGCUCGCCGGGUACAAGUACCACAGCCAGGCCAUCUGGAAGGCCCCGGGCCCGGCGGACGCCGAGCGCGUCGCCUGGUUCGAGUCCAUCGAUGCGGCCAACAGCCUGCUGCGCCAGCGCCUGGCCCUCUUCGUGGCCUCGCGCGAUUACCUGGCCGCCAGUAUCACCUGCAUCAAGCUCUUCCUGACCCCGGCCGCGCGGAGUUUCGACUUGGCCGAGGGGGUCCGGUAUUUGGCCCUCUCACACCGGUACCUGCAGCUGGGCACCAGCGCCGCCGGUGGCAGUGCCGCCGGCCCGGCACCCGGGGCCGGCCUCUCCGGCGAUGCGCAAGAGCCAAGCUACUCGCGCGCGCCGCUGGGCCUGGCCGAGGCGCUGGUCCCGCGCGCGGCCAGCCGCCACAAGGAUAGCCUCCUCCUGCAGCGGGAUGUGAUGGCUGCCUUUGCGCGCAUCGCCGCCAAGGGGGACUCCGCCGACUCCGAUGCCGUGAGCCAAUUCCUCCUGACCAUGCCCAUCCACCUGGGUGCCUUGGGCUUCGAGUCGCCCGGCAUCAUCACGCAGACCGUCCCGGCGACGCUCUUCCACCAGAAGGACCAGCAACAGGAGGUCUGCCGGCGCCUCCUCUACUUCGGCGAGGCUCCCCUGGCCUCGCGCAUCAUCCAGCAGUACGGCCUCCCGGCGCGGCUUGUUUACGUGGACGCCAUCCGCCUCAUCAUGGCGGCCCUGGGCACUGGCCCGAUGGCCAAGGCGUUGGAGGCGGCUCGGAACGCGGCGCAGCACCGGCCUUCGGGCAGCGUCCACCCGUACCUGCACCAGGCGGCCAAGGCCGCGGCCGGGCUGAGCCCCUCCAAUGCCCUGACUCGCAUCGACCGGCUGAUUGCCGGCGUGCGGAUCUUUGCCUCGGAGGCGGAUCUGGACCACAUGUACACCGCGGCCGCGGUGGCCUCGUCCACCGGCUUCCGCCCGGUGUCGGCCGGCGACGAGGGCCCCAACCCGCCGUCCGGCCGUAAGCCCCUCUUCCGGUCCAUUACCAGCCUCAGCAGCGACCAUGUUGCCGGCCUCAAUGACCAGAGCCACACCUUCAAGUACAUCAGGCAGAUCACGUCGCCCUUCCGCGCGGCCCGGGCUGCCGCCCUGUCCGGGCAGCUGAAGGACGCCUAUGCCCGCGCCACCAACCUCUUCAAGACCUACUCGUCCAGCCUGACGACCAUGCCGGCCGACGGCCGGGCGCCGCAACCGGCCCAGCACCAGCCCGACGCCACCGGGUCCCUGGAGGCCGCCAUGCUGUCGUACAGCGCGGCCGAUGCCACCCCCAGUCCCGGGGCCGAGGACGCCGACGACGAGCAUUCCCUCAAGUCCCUGCUCCGGCUGAUCUUGGCCGAGGCCGAGCUCGCCAACAACACCAAGCACGCAUCCAUGACCCGAACCCUCCUGGAACGCCUCGGGUAGUAACCGCCCCGGGCCGCUUGUGUGUCGCCCUGUCCCGCGCCACCCGGCCGGGUCUGCCGCCCGGCGCCACGCGCACCCCCUUGGCCCGGGCUCUUCGCGCGCGCGCGCGUGCGCGCGCGCCAUGCACCGCGAGGCCGAGACCGGCCGUGAGCACAAUAGACAAUCAUACCGUA
Messenger RNA from Fonticula alba, 15037 nucleotides. RefSeq lists its product as hypothetical. Lineage: Eukaryota; Rotosphaerida; Fonticulaceae. The transcript has 22 exons. Gene Ontology annotation, cellular component: midbody; centrosome; lysosomal membrane. Bases 57 to 14864 code for a protein of 4935 amino acids. Gene Ontology annotation, biological process: mitotic cytokinesis; regulation of cytokinesis; double-strand break repair via homologous recombination. The record is from RefSeq and is a predicted model, not a curated record. Gene Ontology annotation, molecular function: metal ion binding; phosphatidylinositol-3-phosphate binding.